AUGCACCGGAAUCCUGAGCGUUCGAGAGGAUCGUCGUGCAGUGUCCACAGCCUCGAAGGCUCUCCUUGGACAAAGACGACAUGGGCAAUCUCUAGAUCUUCUCGCGAAGUCUAGAGAUCAAUGAAGUGGGUCGUCGAGUCGUCUCCGGCGGCUGUCACCCGGCGGAGCGGAAAAACGACGACUUUGCGGCUCUCCGGCGGCUGUCACCCGACGGAGAGGAGCUGGAUGGAGGUGGGGCGCGUGUCAGGGAGCUUCAUCCUCAGGUCCGCGCAGCAAGGGGAGGCUCUUCAUCGCAUCUGGUACGCUCUCAAGAGGUGGCGACUCGUCUCCCGGCGGAUCGUCCUCUUCUCGACGACGGCUUGUUUGUCGAUCAAUCGGAGAUGAUUUACUCGAUGGAUUGCGAUCCUUUUAUCGCGAAUCGUUCAGCAAUUUUAGUAGCAAUGCUCCGCGAAUCGCGUUGACGAGAUUUUCGCCGAUGAUCUAGCGAUUCCGGUUGCUUAAUCCUUCACCGGCGAUCUGCAGGAAAGUCGCGAUAAUCAGUUAAAAAUAUAUGAAUUUUAACUCUGGGAGGAUUCGAACCCGCGGCGGUCGCCCGCCCCUGAGCAAGGUGUGACGCGGGUUUAGUCCCACAUCGGUUGUGCACGGAUUAUUCGGGCGAAUAUAUAGUAAAGUUAGCUUUCUAGGCAAAGUCCUCUCGCGUGUACGACCACUCCUUGCCCCACAGCCGGCUGGCCACCGGUGACGUGGAAGGGGAGUGGCGCACACGUGCCCCUAUCGAUCCAAGCAAGCCGCUCGAGCCCCUGCUCGCGGCUACUCCCCGACUGCGCUUCCGACCCGCUUGCGGGCCCGGCUGGCCGGCGGGUCCCCCCAUUUUGCAAUAUUUUUAUUUUUAUUUCUUGUUCUUCAUUUAUCUCAAAACUAAGACUGUAAAAAUCGUAUAAAAUCACAUAAUUACCCAAAAAUUCACGUUAAUCAACUGAAAACCACUUUUCAUGCUUUAACACAAAUAUAAGUCUAUUUAUCAUGAGUUAAGGCUAAAACUAUAUUAUUUACUAAUUAUUAACUCAUGAUAAUGAAGACUUAUCAAGCUUCAUCCUCAGGUCCGCGCAGCAAGAGGAGGCUCUUCAUCGCAUCUGGUAUGCUCUCAGGAGGUGGCGACUCGUCUCCCGGUGGAUCGUCCUCUUCUCGACGACGGCUUGUUCGUCGAUCAAUCGGAGAUGA
Spirodela intermedia is the source of this 1221-nucleotide messenger RNA. NCBI's taxonomy places the organism in Eukaryota, Viridiplantae, Streptophyta, Magnoliopsida, Alismatales, Araceae. The record is from the annotation of a GenBank genome assembly.